AGAGAGAGAGAGAGAGAGAGAGAGGCCGUCGGGUACAGACCAGAGGUUACCACAGGACACGGCUGCUGGACCUCGGCAACUAGCAACGAGAGGCGCACCAACCCGAACUGCCUCGGAUAUCUCGACCUACCUCACCGCCGCCAACUGUACCUCUGGAUACUGGGCUACUUGGACAUACAGCGGCAACUUCAAAGUCAUAUGUGACAGCGCCUGUUCACCAUUGUGUGUAAUGUGUGUUUUUCUGUCGUAAACGCUCGGACUCGGAGGACUCGGAGAACCCGGAGCGACCCGGAGCAGCGCGUUUCCCACCGACUGGACCUUUUUUUUCAUUCACUUUUCGGCGACGGAUACAUUAAUUUACUGCACGCAGGGAUUUAAGGACAAACAGCACUGGCUGUGACAUUAAGGAGUAGUCUGUCAGCGAACCGGUCGUUGCUCGUCCGGCUACAAGGAUUAGCAAGCGACAUGACAAUUACAUAAUAUCAGUUUAGCUACCCUGAAAAACAGAGCGAAACAACUGCGAACGGUAGCGACGUUGUGUAAAGACCGCGGAGACGCCGGCUGGAGGUCAUAAACUCUUAUUAACAUGGUGUUCUAAUAAUGUGUUGUUACGGUGCUUUCUUUGCCGUGGGUGCUACAAAGUAACGAGGGCUGCAACUCCAGCAGCACGGCGCUGAACUCGGUGGCACUUGUAGCGUUUGGACAGCAAAAAAAAGACGUCAAAGAAGACAACAGCGUUUCUUUUGUCGUCUGAACUCGUUCCGGUCGUGUGAAAGCGGACGUAACGGACGUUGUUCCGUCGAAAAGACGACGAACUGCCCGUGCUCCUCCAAGGGCUGAAAGGUCACCGGGACCGGUCAUCUCUUUUUCUCUCCUCCCCCUCCUGUCCUCUCCUCCUCCUCCUCCUCCUCCUCCUCCCAUCAGUCUGUUAUGAAGAUGUGAACUCUUCCCUUCCCUCCCUCCCUCUUUCUCUCUUCGCCGUCCAGGACGCUUUGAUCUUUUUUUUUCUCUCUCUCUCUUUCUCUCUCUCUCUAUUUGGCACAAAGAGAUCAAACGCGUCUCCCGCCUCUCGGGGAUGUACGAAAGCGUGGAUGUUGCGGGUUUUAGCCCCAGCCCCAGCAGCCCCAGUCCCGGCUCUUUCCUGAGCAUGGACUACUACCACAGACCCCCGGGGCUCGGGCCGGAGAAGGGACUCCUGUCCGGCGUAGGAGGACUCCAGCGUCCGUUCGGAGGGUCCCUGGUGAGCGGCAGGCACUGGAGCGGAUCCAGCCACUCCAUAGAGACUGAGAGCACGAGUUCAGGAGAGGACCUGCUCGUCCCCAGCCCCCCCUCACCUCCACCUCCGCCCCGCAUCUACAAGCCCUGUUUUGUAUGUCAGGACAAAUCUUCAGGAUACCACUACGGGGUCAGCGCCUGCGAGGGUUGCAAGGGUUUCUUUCGGCGGAGCAUCCAGAAGAACAUGGUGUACACGUGUCACAGAGACAAAGUGUGUGUCAUAAACAAGGUGACGAGGAACCGGUGUCAAUCCUGUCGACUGCAGAAAUGCCUCGACGUUGGCAUGUCCAAGGAGUUGGUGCGGAAUGAUAGGAUGAAGAAGAAGAAGGAGGAGAAGAGGCAGGGGGAGGCAGAGAUCUAUGUCCUGUCAGCAGACACGGAGCAGAUGAUCGAACGAGUUCGCCGGGCCCAUCAGGACACAUUUCCCUCCCUCUGUCAGCUGGGAAAAUACACCACGAACAACAGCUCUGAGCACCGCGUCUCUCUGGACGUCAAUCUGUGGGACAAGUUCAGUGAAUUGUCCACUAAAUGCAUCAUUAAGACAGUGGAGUUUGCCAAGCAGCUGCCUGGCUUUACAACGUUAACCAUCGCCGACCAGAUCACACUGCUCAAAGCCGCCUGCCUCGACAUACUGAUACUAAGGAUCUGCACCCGUUACACCCCGGACCAGGACACCAUGACCUUCUCUGACGGUUUGACUCUGAACCGCACGCAGAUGCACAAUGCCGGGUUCGGACCUCUCACAGACCUCGUCUUCUCCUUCGCCAGCCAGUUGCUCCCACUAGAGAUGGACGACGCUGAGACAGGAUUACUUAGUGCCAUCUGCCUGCUCUGUGGAGACCGUCAGGAUCUGGAGGAGUCAGACAAGGUGGAUGUUCUUCAGGAGCCAAUUGUUGAAGCCUUGAAGAUCUAUGUGAGGAGGAGGAGGCCUGAUAAACCCUGUAUGUUCCCCAAGAUACUGAUGAAGAUUACUGACCUCAGGAGCAUCAGUGUGAAGGGAGCAGAGCGAGUGAUCACCCUGAAGAUGGAGAUACCCGGUUCCAUGCCUCCUCUCAUCCAGGAGAUGCUGGAGAACUCUGAGGGACUGGAGGGGCAUGGAGCCGGGGGAGGGAAGGGAGGAGGUGGAAAAGGAAGAGGCAGAAAAGAGGAAAAAGAGGAAGAGCUUGGAAGCAGCCACCCAAGUCCGUUGCCUAAGUCAGUCCCCUCUCCCGCGAGCCCUGCGCCCUCCUCACCCUCCUCACCCUCCCCCUCGACCUGAGGUCCACCCGGCAGCACGGCGUGGCACUGCGAGGAAACCAUCCACACACAGACUGAAAGCAGAAAACACUGCACCUAAUCACAGAUGAACGUGUGAACGUAUGAACCCACAAACUCUUUUACUGGGUUACUGGUGACAUCAGUAACAUUGAUUCAACCUUAUGCCAGCCAGGAGGGAGGCUAAAUAUCUUUAUACAAGUGCUGCAGGGAAGUGGUGAGAGGUUGAAUGACAGAGGUGAGGGCUGAUUUGUGUUCAGAUGUCAUUGUUUUAUACAUUAAAUGCAAAAAAACAACAUGAUUUCAAAUUUUUGGGUAUCUUUUUACAAUGCCUCAAAGGUUAACUAUAUGCAGACUGUGUGAACCUAAAUGAAGGGUUAAUGAGAUACUGGAAUGUGGGCAAACUGAUGUAGAGGAGUCCUUAUAAAUCACACAUUUCCUCCCUUAUGAAAAGUCAUGUAUAGUAUGCAGAAUCAUUAUGUGUAACAUAUUGUAUAUAAAAAAGGCUGUGAAAGAAGUUGUCGGGACAGAGAUAGACUGAUGCGAGACGUUAUUUUCCUAAAUGUACAUGUGUAUAUACUGUAUUUCAGAGUUCUUCCUUUCCUCUCUCCACCUUCACCAACACAUACACCACUUCCAACCCUCUGCUUCUGAUCCCCUCACUGACACUUCAGGGAAGAUUAAUGAUCCUUGACUCAACUUUUCUCCACUGGAACCAUAAACACAAAUUGGAGACGUUCUAUAGCUUGAGAAAAAUGUAUUUCUCCAUGUUUUACUUUGCAUAAUCCUCUGCCAGAAAAGAUGUAUUUGUUUUCAGAUGCAGCUUCAGCAACUCAAGUGACUUAAUUGCAACAGACUGUGAAACAUAAGAAAUUUUAAUUUUAAAAUGAUACAACGUUCACCUCUUGGUGGACACUCUCAACCAAAGUUAACUGUGAUACCAGGAGUACAAACACCCACACACCCUCACAAGUGUGUUUCCUCUGUGGUAACAACCCCACACUGUGGCACGAGAGCUGUUGAGCUCUGCAGAGUUAUCAGUUAAAUGAAGGUUGUAUGGAAAUCUCAUCAUCAUGACAGGUGCUGCCAAAAUACAUCUCAAAAUGUAUACAAGCUGCAUUUUGUUUUUUAUAUUCUGCACCACUAACUCUCAUAGUCUGUUUACACAGUGCCACUGCCUCACUACAACAUACUCUGUCAGGUACAAAUCAUUUUCAGUGUUGUCCUCUUUAAUGUAUGGUGAGGUAAAAACUCAUUGGAAAGUAUAAAAAUACAGGGAGUUUAAUAAAGUAUGAUUUCCUUCUA
Messenger RNA from Dicentrarchus labrax (European seabass), 3834 nucleotides. Its product is annotated as retinoic acid receptor alpha-B. Gene Ontology annotation, molecular function: nuclear receptor activity; RNA polymerase II cis-regulatory region sequence-specific DNA binding; zinc ion binding. The record is from RefSeq and is a predicted model, not a curated record. Lineage: Eukaryota; Metazoa; Chordata; Actinopteri; Moronidae. Gene Ontology annotation, biological process: cellular response to corticotropin-releasing hormone stimulus; regulation of transcription by RNA polymerase II; retinoic acid receptor signaling pathway. The transcript has 9 exons. Gene Ontology annotation, cellular component: nucleus; transcription regulator complex. The coding region runs from base 1076 to 2533 and encodes 485 amino acids.